UGUAUAAAGACGCUUCCUGUGCUCCUCUUAAAAGAAACAUAUUUUGAAACAUUCAUGGCUUGACGUUACAUAAAGAUACACGAAGCAAAUAAACAGCAGCCCAAGAUGAACUACGUACCGGGGACGGCAAGCCUCAUUGACGACAUCGACAAAAAGCACCUGGUGCUGCUCCGAGAUGGCAGAACACUGAUCGGUUACCUCAGAAGCAUUGAUCAGUUCGCCAAUUUAGUUUUUCAUCAGACAGUUGAACGCAUCCACGUGGGGAAAAAAUUUGGUGACAUCCCCAGAGGAAUAUUCAUUGUGAGAGGAGAGAAUGUGGUGCUGCUUGGAGAGAUAGAUGUGGAUAAGCCCUGCGACACACUCCUGCAGCAGGUCUCCAUCGAAGAGAUCCUGGAGGAACAGCGGUUGCAGCAGCAAGCCAAGCAGGAGACGGAGAAGGUCAAAAUGCAGGUCCUGAAGGACCGAGGACUUUCCAUCCCCAAGGCUGAUAACUUAGACGAAUACUAACGCCGCCUUGAUUCACCGAGCGUCUCCCUCAGUUUGUUUCGGACGGAGAAGUUAAUAUGUUGAGUUUGAGUUGGAGAAAGCAUGAGAGUGUGUUUUCUUUUGUGAGUACAAGCCUGCAUCAUGCUGGGCCUGUCUAUUGUAGUAUACUGUAUGAAUUUGAGUUAUCUGGAGAAAAAAUAUGUGAUAGCUGCUCUCAGUUGUGCAGAUCAUGACAGCAAAAUGGAAAAAAACACGUGUUUGUCUAAGCAUCACUCAAUUUAAGCAAUUAUUUUCCAGCAGCACUUUGUAUUUCGUCAUGCUCUGAGUCUUUUUAUUUGGAGAUCAGUGGGCUGCUAUUGACAGAAAGUACUUGCUAUGCUCCAUUAAAGAGUUUAGUUUUUCAUUA
Chelmon rostratus (copperband butterflyfish) is the source of this 892-nucleotide messenger RNA. It is a transcript of the gene lsm1, whose product is annotated as LSM1, U6 small nuclear RNA associated. Gene Ontology annotation, biological process: deadenylation-dependent decapping of nuclear-transcribed mRNA. Gene Ontology annotation, molecular function: RNA cap binding. The transcript has 4 exons. The record is from RefSeq and is a predicted model, not a curated record. Bases 106 to 507 code for a protein of 133 amino acids. NCBI's taxonomy places the organism in Eukaryota, Metazoa, Chordata, Actinopteri, Chaetodontiformes, Chaetodontidae. Gene Ontology annotation, cellular component: Lsm1-7-Pat1 complex; P-body.